AUGGCUACUACUAACCCCCAAACUCGGCUGGAUCGACUGUUUGCAAAGUCACCUCUGCCGCCCGCUCCGCCAGCUGGUCAACUCCACUUCUCCGAGAAGGAGCUUGCGGAGAAGGAAGCCAAAGAAGAAACACAGUUCAGAGUCGGCUCCACUGCCGAAUACCCUAGACAAGUCAAACCACCUCAGAAGGAGGAAGCUCAACAAGCAAUAGACAUCCUUACCAGUUCCGACGAAGAUGACUACAUCUGUGCUUUUAAGAAGAAGCCGUCAAUGAAAGCGCCUACCAAAAAUGUGAAGUCAAAGCGACGAAACAUGCCUGAGCCCGAUAGUGUUGGCCAUUCUGAGGAUGCCAUCGUUAAGCCCAAAGGCCGGAUUGAGUAUCUCGCAAGGGGCAAAUCGACGAAGCACACCUCUGCCGACCCAGUAAGCGAGCCCGACUCCGACGAUGUCCACCUCCCGACAGCAGAUGUCCAUGGAAAUCCAGUUAUUGGACACUUUUGCCAGUUCACUCUUGCGGCCAAGUUCCCUUACAAGUACAUGAGCGACACCAACGACCGUGUGUCUCGACACUUCUUUGCCUCCAAUAAAUUCUACUCCCGAAACUGGGAUCUGUAUUACCUUCAUCCUCCGUUCUCUUUAAGUAUCAAGCCAAUCUAUCUCGUACCUUAUGCCCAGUUUCAGCAGCUAGUCACUGAGAUUGGGCAGACCUUCAAAGUACCAGUGUCAGUGCCAAAAUUUCCGUUCACCCUUACAUUCUUCGAUGAUGGGACUCCUCAACCCAUAUUUUUGGGCAAGUCAAACUCGAGAGACGAUGUCAACAACCUACAGAACAAUGUUCCUGCUGUUCCCAUGAACCAUGGAGAAUGUCCGGAUGAUGCUCCAGUUACCAUCAAACAGGCCUUUGAGGAUUUCAAGGACAUGUGUCAAACGGCCAUCUCAGCAAAGGGCAAGAACAAAAGCGGCGUAGACAAAAGCAGGAGGGAAGAUGACCGCUUGCUCAGUAUCAAGGAUUGGUACGUCCAGCUCAGAAGAGCUCAACGCUACCUGGGCUUGCGUCGUAAGACAGGUCAAAUCCAACACCCAGAUCCUGCCAUGUCGUGGGAAGAGCAGGAGAAGUUCCGUCACGAACAGCUCAAGAGAGCCCAUUUCGUGCUCAACCGGCUCAAUCUCAACGAACCAGCUCCACUGCCUUUCGAGAAGGAGCCCGUAAUCAUUGCAAUCGACGUUGAGUCGUAUGAGAGAGCACACAAUCUCAUCACCGAGAUCGGCAUCAGCACUCUUGACACUCUCGACUUGGUCGGUCUUCCCCCUGGCCCUAACGGCAAAAACUGGCUCAAUGAAAUUCGUUCGCGUCACUUCCGCAUCAGUGGCAGGGAGCAUCUUGUCAACAGAGACUUCUGCGCCGGCCAUCCAGAUGCGUUCCAAUUUGGCCAAUCUGAGUUGGUUGACCUCAAGGAAGCUGUGGCCAUCGUUGACAGCUGCUUUGAAUGGCCAUUCUCUGUACAGUUCAAGCACGAUAGUCUAGAUGACCAAUGGACUGUCGAGCCAGCCAAGCUGGCAAAGGAGAACAACACACAAAGAAGAGUGUCGAACGAUUUUGGAGGGGUUUACAUUGGACCGACCAAUGCUGAGCAAGAUGCCGCAAGCAGAGCAGCUAUUGCCAAUGUGCUGAAGGGCAUUGAGAACACAGAAGCCGACACUCAGGCUGUCGAGCCUACCGGGGCAGAAAAGUCAGACCCGGAGAGUCUUCAGCAAGGACCUCAAGAACGCAACAUCGUCCUGGUGGGACACGAUAUUCGUGCCGACGUCCAGUAUCUAAGAGAUCUGGGGUCGAAAAUCUUCACCCCGUCCCGCGCGACUUAUCCUAUUCCGGCUAUGGACAUGAUGGCCAAUGGUGAGGGAAAAUCCAAGGUUCUUGCUUCUAUCAUCGAUUCUAUGGACACUGCACCGCUCUAUCGUGUGUUUAAAGAAGAGACCCAGAAUCGCAGCCUCUCUUCUAUCAUGUCAGACCUCGGCCUUCCAUGCUACUUCCCACACAAUGGUGGAAAUGAUGCGCGGUAUACUCUCGAAGCCUGGGUUGCAAUGUUGAUCCAGGCAAGAAUCAAGAGCGACAAGAACCAGCAUGAAGAAGACCACGGUGCAGAGAAUAAACUAGAGACAUUGAGAGAGAAUGAUGCUUGGAACACUGGAUCGGAAUGGCAUGUCACGCCACUUCCAGACCCUGGCAGGCCAACGACACCUGACGACAAGACGCGCAAGCAACAUCUUGACUCUUUCGAAGCCGCAAUCAUGGCCUCGUCUCCUGAGGCGUCUCCUCAACACGCUCAAGAUAACAGUGUUGUCGCAAUGAUUGAGAGAUUGAACCUGGAUCCGAGCGUCGACCACGAGGAGCCGAGGGUUCGUCUUUAUUAG
Messenger RNA from Cladophialophora yegresii CBS 114405, 2412 nucleotides. RefSeq lists its product as uncharacterized. NCBI's taxonomy places the organism in Eukaryota, Fungi, Ascomycota, Eurotiomycetes, Chaetothyriales, Herpotrichiellaceae. Bases 1 to 2412 code for a protein of 803 amino acids. Gene Ontology annotation, molecular function: nucleic acid binding. Gene Ontology annotation, cellular component: nucleus. The record is from RefSeq and is a predicted model, not a curated record. The transcript has 2 exons.